Messenger RNA from Rhodotorula toruloides NP11, 981 nucleotides. RefSeq lists its product as uncharacterized. NCBI's taxonomy places the organism in Eukaryota, Fungi, Basidiomycota, Microbotryomycetes, Sporidiobolales, Sporidiobolaceae. The transcript has 3 exons. The record is from RefSeq and is a predicted model, not a curated record. The coding region runs from base 1 to 981 and encodes 326 amino acids.
AUGAGCAGGUUCUUCCGCAAACUCCUCCACAUCCCGCUCAGUCGCCCCUUCUCUUCCUCCGCACUCCCCCGUCUUCAGUUCCGUAUCGCACGUCUCGGCCGUCCUAUGCUGUGCAACGUCGAAGUUCCUCCACCCUACGACAUGAGGCUUAAGGAUGCGCUGCGCGAGUCCGACGCGCUCACCCGCACGGCCCAAGUUCGCGAAAUCCUUCGGUCCGCGCAUCUUCUCUCAAACGAGCUCAUCCCCAUCGAUCCAGCCGAAAUAGCGACAGUCGAAGCAGAAGGAGAUCUUGACUUCCGUCUGGGCACGACUGAACACGUUGCUGUGUUGGGCGAAGGGUGGCUGAGGAGGAUGAUCGACGAAGCGGUCGGCAAGGCUAUGGAGAAAGUGACGGCAGAGAACAAUGCGGUGGCUGAGGAGCUCACAAAGAAGAUUGAGUCGGUCGAAUUGGCGGGACAGACAAAGAUUCAGUCGGUCAAAUUGGCGGGGCGGAAGCUCACCGAGGGGCUUGAAGAGGAUGUUGAGUCGAUAAAGCAUGUCCUGAUGGCGUCACAGAAGAGGCUGAUGUCCGCAAACGCCGUCAACCGCCUCGUGCUCUCCAAGGCGUUGGCCAAGGGGAUUAUCACCGUGUCGCAGCACAAACAUCUCGUACGCUAUGCUUCGGCAGGCGCUGUCCUCUCUCGACCCCUCACCAAAUCGGUUCGGCAGACGCUCGGUGCCCAGACGACCAGUCACUUGCGCACGUUUCUGAACGGCGACGAGAUCUCCCUUCUCGUCCGCACCGCCAGCCGACUCGCCCGUACGAAGGCCCUCACCAAGCUUCGAAACCGCAUUGCCCAUCCAAGACCUCCGCAGAGCAAGAAGCGCGACUUGAUCAAGAGCGAGCUCAUCAAGCAAGGUGCACGACCCGAGUGGGCUGAAGAACAGGCAAAGGCGGCAAUGGCACUCAUCUUCCGUGCGUUCGCUUCCGUUCCUGCUUGA